UAUUUAAUAAAUCAAUAAACGCAUUUUUUUAGUAAAUUUAAACUUUACUUCGAAUUUAAAACGAAAGCGGUAAUUUACCGCCAAAAUGAACGAAUACCAUCUAUCGAUAUCAUAUUGAACUACGUCAGUGAUACAUACCGACAGGAACAAACUCAUUUUUGUCGGUUAAAAGUCACUGUUUACGGUAAUCAUCAGAUUUUCAUCGAUAUUGUGAAAAUUACACCAUAUUAGGAAAUUUUCCGUACAGAAGGUAAUUUAUAAUCAUUUACUUUAAUGGCACAUUACGCAUAAUUUAACAAGUACUACUAAAAUCAAUUUAAUAUCUAUUUGUCUUCGACUUGAUCUAUAAGUUUUAUUUUUUAUAUACAGAUUAUAUCAAUUAAAACUAUCAUAAUCAAUUCAGUACAUAGUCUAAAACUUAAUAAUCACGUGUAUAUUAACCGUUUCGAUACAUUUCUAUUCAAAUACAAUUGAUUACACGUUGUUAUGUACAUAUAAUCGCUAGGCAUCACAAUGUUUCUUAAGAUUAUAAAUUCUAAGAUUAAUCUGAUCAUAUAAAUUAACCAAUUUCUAUACGACAGAAAAAUUUACUAUGUUUAGAGGAUUAACUUACGAGUAAUAGGAAAAGGAACUAAGACACUUUACUAACAUCGGUUUGAUCUUCAUAUUCGUGGACCGUUGUUGGCCAAAUCGUCUUAUCCGACUGUUAAUGUCACGUUACAAAAUUGUAAACAGAAAUUCAGUUAACCGUUCGACAGCAGACGAAGAUAGAUUUUGUUAGCUGUCAAUUGUUUCAGUUGUGAAUAGUGUAUGAAACAUUCUGAGAAAAUCGAAAUCUUGUUUUGUAUAUGUUUAAGUUACUUUCAGUUCAAGUGUAAUUUAAAAAGCUUACAAUGGAAUUUGGGUUUUGUUUAGUUUUAUAAAAUAUUUGACUCUAGGAUAAAAACUGUGUGCACUUAGCGCUGGUGUCUAAGAAUAUUAACGAAAGUUGCCAUAUCUUACUUGUUAGAAUGACAAGUAAAAAGGUAGUAAGUACGCUAUAUACAGACUGUCACAGUAUAUCAUGGUAUAAUAGGCGAGGGAGUAAUUUUAUGUGGAAAACACGUCGGAAAUAUAGGAUAAGUUAUCUUCACGGCCCACCGUUUUUAAGAAAAUCGAAUUUGAAAAUUUAUCAAGUAUACUCGGAUUUGACCUGUUCUUCGUUGGACAAGAAUAAAUAAUCGACAUGAGGUUAUUCUGUGUGAGGUGUGAGAAUUUGAAAAAAUCAAAUCAAAAUCAACUUUGAAAAUUUAUCAAGUACACGUGUACCAGAUAAAUUCUUAACUUCUUUUUUCAUUAUUGUAAUUUUCGUGCGUACAAUCUAUCAUGCAAUGAUAAUUAGCUCAGACUAUGAUAACUUAAGUUAUAAUAUAAUAAUAUUAUGUAUCACUAUGAUAUUAUUUAAUUUAUGUAUUCUUAACUAAACCUGUUCAAAUGUAGUUUUUUAAAAACGAUAUCUUAGAUGGAAAAAUUUUAUUCUACAUUUCUUACUUGUUUCUGCAUAUAGAAUAAUCUUUUGUUAAUUGUUUACUAGUAUCCAGUAAUUAAUUAACCAAAUUUACAUAUGCUACAAGCGAAUAUUAUACACUAUUAUAAAUAAAUUUUCAAAUUCGAUUUUAAUGAAAAUGAAGUGCCACAUAAACAAAUUUUAUUCUAUAUUUUCUACUUAUUUUGCCAUGCAGUAUCGUUUGUCGAUUGUAUCAUGAUUAUUACUAGGAUACCCUAUAUAAAAUCUUUUUCUAUCGAUUCUUCUACAUCGAAAAUCAAUUUGCGUGUCUGUAGUUAUUACGUAAGGAAACAUUUCUUGAGAGAUUAUUAAAGGAAGGAAAAGGAUAUAUCUUUACAAUGGAAGAAUUGCACGUAUGUUUGAAAAGACAUUCGUGCGAAUACAAGAAGAUGCUAUUCGUUAUAGAUCGCUACUCUCGAUAUAAGACACAAUUAAAGGAGAAUAUGGAGGAUUUGAUAGUGUACGAUAGUGACGUUCUGGAUGAUAAUGAUGAUGAAGAUAUAGAAGAUGCCGAUGAAAUGGAAUAUUUGGACAUAGAGAUGGGAGGAUAUGAAAAUGACGAAGAUUUUGUAGUCUUCGAAGAAUAUUUUCACAAUUUUGAUAGUAUUGCAUAUCGAAGGAAUAUUCUCGCUAAUAUGGAAAUGUUAAUUUUGCGCAUGUUAAUAAUGGAUGGAUCUCUCAUAAAUAUUUUGUUUUCGAUAUAUUCGAAGUUGAAGAUCCUUUUGAAAGAUUAUUAUCAAAGAGUUGAAAAGUUUUUGGAACGAAACAAGACGCUCGUAGAAUUCCAGAAUAAUUCUGAAAAAAAACAACCAAUCAAGAGCUUUGAAAAGAAAUACAACCAACUGCAGCAGCUUUUACUUAAGAUUACCGAGAAAGAAAUAUUUCUUGUGGAAACUAUGGUGCAACCGCGUAUGGUUCAGAAUAACGGGGAAAACAAAAAUAAUUAAAAUUCGUGACGUGAUGUCAGUAUAUGUAUACACAUGAAAAACAUUUACAUUUAUAUCAGUUCGAUGUGUCAAAAAUAAAUACAUUUUGAUUAGAACGUAAAUUACGUUCUUCAUUUUGAUUAGUAUAUAUUUUAAACAUUUAGAAUGUAUUUAAAAAUUUAUUAGGACUGAGUCAACAAGCAAAGUUCUGUUACAGAUGAGUUGCAAAAUAGGCGUGAUAUAUAAUGCUUUUUCGUGUCUCAUGAAUCUCCAUUAUCAUUACUAUUUUCACUUCACCAUUUUCGUGUCAAAUGCAAUGUUACCGAUUCAGUAUGGUACAUACCGAAUCUUAUCUGUGUUACUGGCACAGACGAGUUUGCUUCGUCUGUGAUGUCAAUUUAUCCUGUCCUUGGCCAAUGGUCAGUAAUCAGUGAUUCAGUGCACAAACAUAUUUUCAAUCGUACGUGCAGAUAUCGCAAACACUCCGAUAGAUGUCUCCAAUUUAUUUUGUACUUGCGCUAUAGAUCGUUUAGAUCUCUACCGACGUUCGAUGUCGGCAGAUCGCGCAUUUGCGAUAUUUGUUCUCUCUUGCUUCUAUUUGUGACAUAUAUGUUAAUAUUGAAGAUGUUUGUUUAAAUGCGAAAAAGAGUAUUAAACAAAAUCUAA
This is a messenger RNA of Bombus huntii, 3138 nucleotides long. RefSeq lists its product as uncharacterized. The transcript has 3 exons. The record is from RefSeq and is a predicted model, not a curated record. The coding region runs from base 1885 to 2493 and encodes 202 amino acids. Lineage: Eukaryota; Metazoa; Arthropoda; Insecta; Hymenoptera; Apidae.